Messenger RNA from Lachancea dasiensis, 2307 nucleotides. The record is from the annotation of a GenBank genome assembly. Lineage: Eukaryota; Fungi; Ascomycota; Saccharomycetes; Saccharomycetales; Saccharomycetaceae.
AUGGGCUUUACAGGCACUAAAAAUCAUAAACCGCCUGCUUUAUUCGAAAUUAGAGUCAAAUCUGCAGAACAUGAUGUUAUAGUCGUUAAGGGGGCCCCCCACGAAGCUAGUUCCGUUCUUCUCUCUGGAACCAUAGUCUUAUCUGUUUCAGAGCCGAUGCAAGUCAAGAAACUGGCAUUGAGAAUGUACGGUAUGAUGCGUCUCAAUCUGACCACAUCCUACCGUGGCCCGAAAGGUCCAGCGGAAAGAAGUUUCAAAUAUGACAAGAGAUUCUUCGAGCAUGUCUGGGACAACAUUAAUGUUCAAGAUUAUCUCCAGGAUCCUCAUAAUAAUUUUGAAUUUAAGCGGCCUCUAUCCUCGAAAACCAGCUCUUUUAGCAAUCUGCAUGGUCUGCACAGCAAGGCCAAGUCGACGACAUCCUUAAUGUCGCUAGGGUCUGGUCAGGGGGGCAGUGGGCACAUUUUGGCAAAGGGUAAUUACGAAUUUCCAUUUAGUGCUAUUCUACCAGGUACCCUUACGGAGAGUGUCGAGGGACUGCCAAAUGCCUCUGUCAUUUAUAAGGUUCAAGCAACAAUCGAGAGAGGUAAAUUCACAACAGAUCUGAUCGCCAAAAAACAUUUAAGAGUGGUCCGUACACUGACUACAGAUGCUGUUGAACUUAGCGAGACUAUGUCUGUGGACAAUACUUGGCCCAAAAAAGUGGACUAUUCCAUAUCGGUUCCUUCCAAGGCCAUUGCGAUCGGCUCCUCAACGGUCAUCCACUUAUUAUUGGUGCCUUUACUCAAGGGCUUAAGACUAGGGCCUAUCAAAGUCAGCUUGGUUGAAUACUCUUCGUAUUGCGCCCCGUAUGGGGCCGGUAAUAACCAAGAGCGCGUGGUUAGUAAACUCAAACUGUCCGACCCUCUGGGUCAUUUUAAUACUACUGAUGGCGAGUUCCAGUCUGUGGAAUAUCAAGACAAAUGGGAAGUGGCCGCGCCCUUCGAUAUUCCCGCAAGUUUGUCGAAAUGUACACAGGAUUGUAGUAUAUUGUCCAAUAUCAAGGUUCGCCACAAGCUUAAAUUUGUCAUUUCUCUCGUCAACCCAGAUGGUCAUGUUUCAGAGUUGCGAGCUUCGUUACCGAUUCAAUUAUUCAUCUCACCAUUUGUCGCCUUAGGCGUUAAAUGUACCGACUCCCUAGACAGUAGCGCUAACGUUUCUGCUAAUAGCACUGACGUUGAAGGAGAUGAUAAUGAUGAUGAUGACGACGACGACAUGAUUUUUGCUAAUACCGCUUCCCAAUUGGAUUUAGGAGCCCUAAGUCCGAAUCAGAAUCAACCAGGUAGUUCGAAUUUUGGCCCUGCCCUAUUGGCACCUCCCAAUUACGAGAGCCACAUAUAUGACAGACUUUGGAGUGGCAUUUCCAUUGAGAAUACUCCCACUCAUUCUGGGCAGCAGUCUCCAGUUGGCGGUAGGGAGGGAUCAUUUCUGAGUAGCCCACAAGAAAUCAGUGCACUCCAACAGGGCUUACAGAGGUUACAUGUUGAACAGGAAGGUUUUCAAAAUGACGAUAACGCAAAUGGUGGUACUGAUAACGAAUUACCAGUAACGCCAGAACUUAACGGGCAAUCAGAAGUAGCGUCGGAAAAUUCUGCACCACAUGAUUACUUUUCAGCUCCUAUACCUCGCCAUGUUCAGAGCAUGUUUGCGAUGAACAGAUUGCGGUCGCCUACACCUAUGCUAUCUCCUGGACUUGACCACAUAUCUAGGGCCAAUUCCUUUGGCCCUGCGUUAACCAGUGUCAAGUCCGACUGGAAGAUUAACACUCUGAGUAGAGUUCCUUCUUACGACAAUGCAAUGAAAGGGGAUUCGCUGCCCAUCGACUUACCACCUGCUUAUCCCAACGCGGAAGGCGAAGAUUCAACUCCAGAUAUAGAAAGACCUAAGUCGGUGCACCAAAAAUCGUCUGAGAUGCAUAGGACAAAUAGCGGGACACGUUUGUCACAUGCUGCACUGUCACGAAGCAACAACAGCUCGUCAAGCUCGUUGCCCAAAUUUUCACUUUCGAGAAACAAUACUGGCGGUUCAAAUGUGUCUAUCAACGGUGGCGCCAGUGGCGGCACCAGUGGCGGCGCUAAAGGCGGGACAGCAUCAAAACAGUUUGGAUUUAACAUGACACCUUUAGGCUCAAGAAGAGAUCUAAAGCAGGACCAGAGCCAUGCUCAAUUUUCACUCCACGACUCAGACUCAAUCGGCACAACCCCUUCUAUCAGUAGAAAUGGUUCCUUGGUGAACAUCAAAGGUCUCUUAAAUAGGAAGCCCAAAAAGUAG